GUCCGGAUAGUCGUAAAAUCGUAGGCAUGCAAAAUAGAAGCAAGUCAUAAUUUAAAAAAUAAAUUCUGAAGAGAAUAUAAUCCUCUUAGAAUUUGUUUAAAUUGGUAAUGAAAAUAAAGUAAACUUUUGCAAACAUGUUUCCUGCUGCUUUUUGGGAUGUGAAGCAAAAGGAGUCAACGGGAAGACUCCCUCUGAGCCGAGGAAUGAAAUGGCAGCGCAUUGAGGACGUUCCCAAUGCUGACCAGGAGGCUGUGGUUCGAUAUGUCAUCAAAGACAAGCUCAUAGGGAAGCCUGUCUUCAAAAGAGUAGAUCUUGUAACCCAUGGAAAAGUGGUCUUCUUUGCUCAAUCAUCAACCCAGGUCAAGUCUGAGAAUUCUAUGCUGCCAAGUAUUUUGCCAGUAAACUAUAGAAAUAUUUCCCAUGACCUCAAAACCUCCUCCAAAGAAGCUUCACUUUCUAAAAAAAGUUCUUCCAAACAUAACAAUGGAUACGUUUCUUCUGUAUCAACAAAUGACAGCACCCAGAUUGCAACUGCUCAUGAGGCAUCUUUCCCUUCCAUGUCGACUAUUUCAGUCGAUUGUCUCGUCCAGAUCUUGAUAGAAUUCAAUGGCAUCAAGAGAGGCCUGGACACAAUGUGGCGUCAUAUGGGAGUUGAGACCAACAGAGGUCUAUGUUUGUAUCCUGAGGAAGCCAUGUUCCUCAUGCAAUCAGGAGAAUUUCAAGCGUUAUCUCCAGGUCUACAUCGACUAAGCGUGCAGCAUUUGUUAACUCUGAGCAAGUCACCAUACUGCCUCUUCAGGGUCUACUGCAAACUCAGCGGCUUUGCCCUCAAACCUGUUCGACAUCAGCCCCAUGUAGGAUUUACAGAUUAUGAGCGCAAAAUCAAGCUUGAUCAGCAUAGCAGUUCCUCCAAAGCCAUAUCCAAGAAGAAGUCUCUCAAGCACAAAGAAUUAAUGGGCCCUCCUGCAUCUGUAGAAAACCAUAUUCCUCCUGAAGUUUCUACUCCAGUAGACGUGAUCGCUGCAUGCAAGCUGGAGCCGUCAACUAGUCCUGUUACCGACGACUUACUGGAUAAGGAAAUGAUGGAAUUUUACUCUAGUCUAGGCGCCGAGUUCAAGGCCGAAGUUCAAUUCAAAGAAGACAAAGAGGAUGAAAAUAGUUUGCCUGAGGUAGCUGAAUUAAGUGAAGAAUGGCUUCUCGAGUACGAAGAGAGCAAACAAAAUAUAUUGAAGGGUCUUGCCUCUAUGGACCCAUACUCAAAGAUAUGUACUAUUAGAAAAGAUGAUAAUUUUCUCCCUAGGUCAUUCAAAGUACUUACUAAGGAUUACGUUUUGCAUGUUGACGAUUUAUACAGCUCUUAUAAUGUACGAAGACAUUUUCCACCUCAAAGUUCUAAAUCUACCAAGAAUCAAAAUUUUGAUUACCAUAAUUGGAACCUGCAGACAACUACACAAUUUGACAGUGAUAGCGAAAAAUCUGAGAUACUUGAUAGUGACAUAGAAACGAGCAGUUCAAGUGACAGUGAAAGUGUGAGUUCUCUGUCUGACACCGAAGAUGUGAGUUACCAAGGCUGGUAUAUAGACUGGAACAACAUUGUUUACAUGAAACGCGUCAUUGGUGACGAGGAAGUUACGAUAAAAGAAUGUCCUAAAAAAAAUUCCACAAGCAAGCGAAGCUUAUCUUCUAGUGAAGAUUCUUCAAGUGAUGAUGAAAAAAGGAGCAAAAUUGCAAAAUUUGAAAAGUCGACACCCAACUCGUUUGCAUGUGCCACUAGAAAUGAAUCUAGACAUGACGCCAGUGUAGUCUCUAAUGACUGUGAUAUUUCUCAGACUAAACACAUGAAUUACGAUGUACCUGAUAUACCUCGAACUGUACCUAUACCUUCAAAAAGUUCUCCGUCAAGUCAUCAAUCAGAUGAUUCUAGUAGCUCUGACUCUACUAGUAUUGCAAGUAGCAGUAGUAGUGGUUCUAGUAACGAUGAAAACUUACCGUCUCCACGCACACCUUCAUUAGUUAAUCAAAACACAAGCAAAAGUGUUCUACCUCCUGAAAAUGCUCAGGAGAAAGCAGAAUUUUCCAGAGCAGCAGAAAAAUUCUUAAUGGAUUUUGGCAAAUCUCUAGAAGAACAAGGUUGCCUUAUUCCUUGCUUAGAAAAGCUACCUCCCACACGAUGUUCUUUGGAGGCUGAGAAAAUGUUGCCCAACGGGAUCGAUGCAUCUUACGGUAAUAGAGAGAUACAGAAUCCUUCUGGUAGUUCAUUUACAUCUUCGCCUUGCCCUCCUUUGCAACAAUAUUCUAAUUCAGAGAAUAAUUAUGUCGACCCGGCAGUUGAUUCAGUUUUGUCGCUUAUAGCUUCUGUUAAAAAUAAAACGGACUGCGCUAAUAAGCAGUCUAAGAGUUUGUCUGACCCUCCAGUUCUGGCGCCCAUAUCCAAUCCUCCAAAAAGAUUACAAGAAAGUCCAAGUCAUUUACAUUCCCUUGUUGCGAGUAAAGUCUCACCACCUAUUCGUCCUAAAGAAAUAAAUGCAAGCCCGUUACAUUCCUUUCAAAAAGAACCAACGAGCAGCCAUCCGAUUGCGGGUCAACUAAUGAGAGAGGCGCCACCUGCGAGAUCUAAAGGUUUUGUCAAUAAGUGCGACACAAGCCCGUCUGCUCGCCUCACUCGCACGAUGAUAAACAAUAGCUGGCGACUACGAGUGAAGGCUCAACUGACCAGCUCGGAGGGCGCAACCCGAGAAAUAUGCAGUGUGCCUAGCCUGGCGGAGAGACUGGAGGAGGAACAAGCUGUUGAGGAUGACCUAAGAACUUCGUUGGCACUGAAGAAACACUUGCCUUAUCGUCGUACUGAUUCUUUGGAAGAUAACUAUGCAGAUGACUGCGGUGUAGAAUCUCCCUCAUCUUUUACGAAUAAGAAAAGGAAGAAAAGAUUAUCUGGCCGAGUACGUGGUAGCGGUAGGAGUGAAAGCAAUACGUGUGUAGGAUCCAGCGCAGGCAAUGUUGUUGAUAUGUCGCCUAACGGUCUAUUACGUGUGAGUAUCAUGAACAAUCACAUCGCAAAAGGAAAUAUCACGAAUACCUUGCUAAAUCGUUUGGAUGAUGAAAACUUAGAGUUCAUGCGCACAAGUUCAGCAUUUCGCGAAAAUGACCUAAAUGACACCAGCUUUCGCGGCGACAAUCGCAGGACUGGUGUGUUUAUUAACCCUAGUGUUCUUGCCAAAGGUAGAAUGGCUCCAACAAAAAAUCUUGCAGACGUUCGUGCAAAAUAUGAGAGCAAUGCCAGAGAUCAAGCACACAUUGACAUGGAAGGAUUAACAAGCGUUAAAGAACCAAAUAAUUGUCUGCCAGCAAGAACAUUUGAAAAUAAUAAGGUAUCAUCUCGUCAGAGUAUAAAGUGUUCGUUGAGCAAUCGUCUUAACGAGAAAUAUUGUGAGCCUAAUUCGUCCACUCGGUGCAUAGAUUAUUCACAUACCGAGUUCGAUAAUGGUGAGCCUCGAGAUGGUCAGAUUUGGCAAGAUCGCCAUGAUCCAGUGAAAGAGUUGGGCCUUCCAGAGGAUGUUCCUGACAUGCCAGACCGCCACAGCCAAACUGGACUGAUCCGACACGGGCGAGAUGGUUUCCAGUGUCGAGGUCGAGGAAAUGAUCUUCAUCUCUCUAGGCGAGAAAAUCAAGCUCAAUUUCACGGGCGAGAGGAUGAUCUCGAAUUUAGCGAGCGUGGAAAUGAUUUCCAGUUGCGCUGGCGCGGGGAUGAUUUCCCAUUGCGCGGGCGUGGAAAUGAUUUCCAUUUCCAGGGGCUUGGACAUCAACAAAAUAGUUCAUUUCAUGGGCGAGGAAACAAUAGCCAAUUGCGUGGGUGCGGAAACUAUGCCCUGGUUGAGGGGCGUCUCAUGGAUUAUUCGUUUCGUGGUCAAGGAACCGAACGAUCUUCCUGGAGACACGACCGAGACGUCACAAGUGGAAACAGUCCACGUGGUAUAGAUGGCCAGCGUAGCAAUGGCCGCGGUCACUGCAACGAAUUCAGUCGUAAUACUUCCGAUGAGGAGGAUAUCGAGCGUAGUGGGUAUCAAGGAAAUGAUUCCGCUUCGGCCCAAGCCAGAUCAAAUCAAACCACUACCGACUGCCACGGCGAUGGUAAAGAUGUUCUUGAUUUCAGAUACGAUGAGCUACGCGACAGCUACCACAGCUUCAGUUCUGCAAUUCGUGCUCAAGCUGAAGGAGGUAAUCGUGACUCUAUAGGUAAUCUCAUUGAUUAUAGCAGUGCUGGGGGUGGCAAAAUUAAGAAUAUGAAUACAGUUGACGGCCGUGGUGGUUACAACAACGCAGUGGAUGGACGUGAUGGUUGCAACAACACGGUUGGCGGUCGUGGUAAGUAUAGAAAUAUUGUUGGUGGUCGCGGUGGUUGCGGAAACGCUUUUGAUGGCUGGAGUGGUUACGGAAACGCUGUUCACGGUCGUGGUGGUUACAACAACACUGUCAAUGGCCGGGUUGAUUACAGCAACGCUGUUCAUGGUCUUGAUAGUUACGGGAAAGCUAUCAACGAACGUAACAGCAACUUCAAUUCUAAAGGCAUCGAUUGCGAUAACGAUGGCCGCGGUGGAUAUGGCAACGCUUUCGACGGCCGUGGUAAUUACGGAAACUCUGUUGAUGACCGCAAGGAUCGUGGUAACUUGGAAGCGAGAGGCGCAAGUAGCUUCAAAAAUGUCAGCAGUAGCUCGCGAGAUGGGCGCCCCUACAGCACCUUGAGACACGGCAACACCGAGGGUUACGGCAGCAACACCGAAGGGCGCGGCAGCAGCACCGACCGUCCUGACAUCACCUUGGGGCACGACAACAACACCACGGGACACGGCAAAAACACUGUGGGACAAAUCGACAACCGGGACCACGGCAGCAGCACCGCGGCGCGCGGCAAUGCCAGACAGCAACAGCGGCAUCAGCAGCAGCGCUACAGGCAGGCCUUCCGAGCCCAGGAGAGCGCGCUCGACCAGCGCGUGGUGAGCUCAGUGAAGACCUGGCGUCAGUACCGUCGCGCCGUGGAGGAGCUGGCGCGCGAGGCCUUACGAAGGGCGCCGUCCUGCCAGAUCCUCUUCAGCGGGCCCACCAAGCCGCUGCUGGGGCCUGGGCCUCCUGCAGAGGGGCGUCGUCCUAUUAAAAAAGUGCAGGAGGCUCUGCAGUGCUCGGAAGCGCCUCUGCUGGCCGAGUGGCUACAGCAGCAGAACCCCACAGCAGGAUCAACCAGGGCUUCCUCUCUUAAGGUCGCACUGGAUGUCUACGGCGCAGGCAGCGGCUACGGACGCAGCAAGCAACUCUCGCCGAGUCUGCGCGUCGUCUUGCCCAUGCACGAGGAAGACUUCAGCCUGCUGCAGAUGCUGAGACUGCGGCGUCACCACGCGGACGCUCCUCUCGCCCUCGCCACCUACGCUUCGUCCCCCGCCCGCCCCAGGCUUGUCAACUUCCCCUCGUGCGAGGGACGUGCCAGGCUUUUACCCUCUAUGGACGACGUGCAGCCCUCAAAAACAAAGAACAAGAGGUUAUCUACCUCGGUAGAUAAAGAUACGAAACCUGGUUUAGAUGUGGCAAAUCCAAGCCCUGUUGAGGGAAGCCAUACUACUCUACCCUCAGUUAUGGCCGAGGGUAAAUAAUUUCCCUCGGUCAAAUAGAACGUAAAACCCUCAUUGGUCGCGGAUAGAUCACUUUUCCCUCAAUUGAAGUGGGUUCAAAAGAUUUCCACUUGACAGUGAAAAUAUCCAACUUCACGAAAUGUGUUAAAAUAGUUCGCGUGAAACAUUAGUUUUCAUAGUAUGGGUUGAAUUGUUCACGCAUAACGUCCAUCUUUAUAAAAUUGGUUGUUGUAGAAGUUGAUUCAAUUUCUUGGGAAAUUCAGAUCAUUAAUGCACCCUGAUUUGCGUAGUGUGGGUUACCGACUUCCGCCGUUGGCUGUGAUUAGCAAAUUAGUAAGAAACGAGUCUGAUUCAUCGUCUGACUCAUCUCGUGCAUUUGUUGAAUAGUCGUUAGAGGUUGGGUGCUUACAUAAUCAUUUAGAAAUCGCUUUACCCUGUGGGAAUGCAACGUAAUUUUCGAUUAAAAUUAGAAUUGCCUGUUUAAUUCCAUGAUAUACAUUUUCGCUCAUGUUUGAACAUUUGUAGCAUCACAUUCGUUCUCAUUUAUCUCAUGCUAGUCGUUUGUGUUAGGAUUUAUCCUAAUUUAAGUUGUCCCCUUGCCUUUACAAAUACGUAUUACCACCGAUACAAUUGAAUCAAAGUGCAGAUGAAGACGAGCUUAAUCCUUCAUUACGUUUUUAUGCAGCUUGUGUCUACUGAAUUUUCUCUUACAUAUUCUGAAGUCAUGUUCUAAAUGCAUUCCGUGCUCUCGCACAGACAUUAGUUAAAUUUCGUCUUUGUUUAUUGACCAUGAUACGUUUGAAAAAAUGUUUUGGCUUGUAUAAUCUGUUUUCAUUUAAUCUUUUAAUAAAUAUAUCCUGUUC
Hyalella azteca is the source of this 6481-nucleotide messenger RNA. RefSeq lists its product as uncharacterized. The transcript is spliced from 9 exons. Bases 135 to 5639 code for a protein of 1834 amino acids. The record is from RefSeq and is a predicted model, not a curated record. Lineage: Eukaryota; Metazoa; Arthropoda; Malacostraca; Amphipoda; Hyalellidae.